AUGGUUAACACAUCAACAUCAAAAGGCAAACACGUCCGCGCAAAGCUAACAGAUACCCAAAAGGCUGCCCGCCGCACAAAAGUAGUCAAGCUCAGCAAUGCCAUUACAACGGCGCAAGAUGCAUAUCACGAGGAGGCCUGUGCUAUUGCCAAAGACAACGGACACAUCCAAGUGCGAACAGGCCUCGAGGGAAUGUAUAUUGCAGUUCGCGGUGAUGUCGAGCAAUACCACGAACCCAAACUCUUUUAUACAGCAAAGGUCGGGUCAUUCAUCAAGGACGUUCUCGGCAUGGAACCAAAGCGCUUUGCACUCAAAGUCAAGUCCUGGGUAGUCGGAGACUUUGAUAGUGGUGGCACAGUCAACCGACGACUGUCAUUAACAAAGCUCAUUAGCCUAUGCCGCCAGCUCAUCCAGGACGGACUUGAUAUCAUUCUUCCCACUUUGAAGCACCCACCGAAAAAGAAGGUCCAAAUGAAUUAUGAUAAUUACGAAGGCAAGAUUGUAGAAACUUACGGCGUCGCAUUGGAAAAUUUUCCGGGCACUGUUCAAAAUCCUGGAAAGAUUGGGCAUCGUGAAGACUUGAUCAAGUUGUAUGACUUACUUUUCAAAGGAACAUGCUCGUGGACGAAGCUUACAAAUGAUGAGCUCGUGGAACACGUUGCCAAGAAUAAACAACGCCAGGCACACGGUGAACAAAUCUACAAGGCUCGUAAGCGCCAAGAAAAGGCCUCCAUAGCAAAAAGCACAGAAAUGGUGGAAGACACAGAUGAGGAUAACGCGAGUUCGUCAGAGAGUGGGGUAGAUUCACCGGAGGCUUGA
Suillus paluster is the source of this 819-nucleotide messenger RNA. RefSeq lists its product as uncharacterized. The record is from RefSeq and is a predicted model, not a curated record. The coding region runs from base 1 to 819 and encodes 272 amino acids. The transcript is spliced from 4 exons. Lineage: Eukaryota; Fungi; Basidiomycota; Agaricomycetes; Boletales; Suillaceae.